GACGCAUGCGCAUUAUGUUCAGUAUGGUAGCGAAGUAACUUCCGUUAUGUUCAUGUGAGAAGGAUUUUUCGAAAUAUUGUAUUGAUUUGGCGUGGAUUGGGCCUUUUUGUGUACGAACACUUAAGACUGCUUCCCAUAGCUGGUUCACAUAACUGCAGCUUAGCUGUUUCACACUGCAGUAGACCAGCAGAGAGAUGACUACAGCUGCACGUCCAACAUUUGAGCCAGCGCGGGGAGGGACUGGGAAAGGAGAAAGGGAUCUCGGUGCUUUGUCCAAACAGUAUUCCAGCAGAGAUUUACCAUCACAUACUAAACUCAAGUACAGACAAGAUGGCCAGAACACAGCUGAUGACCUGCGCAGCCGUGAUUUCCGCAGCCAUUUGGAGGAGAGGGAGAGAGCAGCGCGGGAAAAGAGAGACAGAGAUAGGGGGAGAGAUAGCAGUAGCAGUAAGAGACCAAGACUAGAUCAGAUCCCAGCAGCUAACCUGGAUGCAGAUGAUCCCAUUGACGAUGAUGAUGAUGAGGAAGAAGACAGCAGUGAUGACGAGGAUGAUACAGCAGCACUGUUAGCUGAACUCCAGAAGAUAAAGAAAGAAAGAGCCUCAGAGGCGGCCAAGAAGGAAGCUGAGCGUAAAGCAGAAGAGGAGCGCAUCAGGAUGGAGAACAUCAUCAAGGGAAAUCCUCUACUCCAUAACCAGGCGGACACUGCCAAGACAGACUUCAAAGUCAAAAGAAGAUGGGAUGAUGAUGUCGUAUUCAAAAACUGUGCGAGAGGCGAAGAGGACAAGAGCAAACGUGGCUUUAUCAAUGACUCCUUACGAUCAGAAUUCCACAAAAAAUUCAUGGAAAAGUACAUCAAAUGAUACGCUUUUUAUAUGGACUGCUUUAAAUGGAUUCAGUAGUAAAUGAGGAGGAAAGGAUACAGAGUCGCGUUUUAGAAGGAAUUAUUAAAACUGCAUUUCACAUUUAGCAAACUGAUUUACCCAAAAGGUGAACCAUUUGUGAUGAACUGCAUCUUUUAUAGGGAUGCUUGCAGAGUGUGAGAAUUGAUGAUAAAACAUCGGUUUUAAGGCAAAGGAUGGAUCUGUUGUGUUAUGUCGGCAAUUCUGGGUGUAACACACACAAGUUACGUGAUUCUCAAUAAGUCACUGAAUCGUCUCGUGCAAGGAACAUUUUCAUUUUCACAGACAAAUAUGAUCGUGUAAACUGCAAAAGAGAUUUCUUUUUCAAGUGCUAAAUGUAAGACAUUGUUCUGGAUAGGGACUAAGAAAAUAUCACCAGAAUGUUGAUAAUACACGAAAUUAAAUAAAUUAGAGGAACACUCGUUUUAGUGACGAUUUCAUAAAUGCGCCAGUGGAAACAAUGAUCCCUGAUAAUAUUUCAUCUGUUUGUAUAGAAUCUUUACACACUAGGUCUAUGAAGUAAAGGUGGCGUUAUUUUAAAGAAGUGAUUGAGACUUCAAUUUUUAUAAUGAAUUAUAAUAUAAAUUUGAUAAAUGUUG
Molecule: messenger RNA, 1501 nt
Organism: Lingula anatina
Lineage: Eukaryota; Metazoa; Brachiopoda; Lingulata; Lingulida; Lingulidae
Product: spliceosome-associated protein CWC15 homolog
Biological process (GO): mRNA cis splicing, via spliceosome
Cellular component (GO): catalytic step 2 spliceosome
Molecular function (GO): RNA binding
Source: RefSeq, a predicted model, not a curated record